This is a messenger RNA of Owenia fusiformis, 4761 nucleotides long. The record is from the annotation of a GenBank genome assembly. Lineage: Eukaryota; Metazoa; Annelida; Polychaeta; Sabellida; Oweniidae.
CGCAAUUGCCGCCAUAUUGGAUAAAGGACGGAGCCAUGAUGGAUGAACAUAAAGUUAUAAAUCAGGCAAAAGUAUACAAUGUAUACUACUAUUAGUGUUAAAUUCACGGAUUGCCUUCAAAUUCGUUGAGAGCGGCUGGCUGUUUUGUUUGAAAUCAAAGGAGUUGAGGAUAUUUUAUUUCAAAUCGUGAACACCAUCCGACCAGCACCAUGACGGAAAGUCAUUCCGAACACGCGGAGCCAACAAUGAUUAUGUUUGUGUUCACCAGUUGUGCUCUAGGCGCUCUGAUUCGAUUCAUAAUGAAGAGCACGAUACUGCAAAAGUUACGCCUUCCAUACACGGUGAUUUUGCUGCUGUUUGGAUCGUUGAUUGGCAUUAUCUCCAGCCAAGUUCCAAGUUUUGCUGCCUACACAACCAUUGUCCAUAUAAACCCACAUACGCUUCUCAAUGUGUUUCUGCCCGUUCUUGUGUUCGAAUCUGCUUUUGCAAUGGAAGCUCAUACAUUCCUCAAGUCGUUCGUACAGAUUGUGAUCCUUGCUAUUCCUGGAUUGGCAAUUGCAACUGGACUGACAGGACUCUUUGCUAUGUUUGUUUUUACAUACGAGUGGACGUGGACUGAGUCUAUGAUGUUUGGAUCCAUCUUGAGUGCCACUGACCCAGUGGCUGUUGUGGCAUUACUUAAAGACCUAGGCGCAUCUAAGCAGCUUGGCACAUUGAUCGAAGGUGAAUCACUCUUGAAUGAUGGAGCGGCUAUAGUGCUGUUCAAAGUCUUUUUGAAGUUGGCCACACCAGGAAUGACAAUGGCAGGCCAUGAGAUUUUAUUUGAGUUUUUGCAAGUCGCUCUGGGUGGCCCUGCAUUCGGCCUUGUGAUGGGGAAGCUAACAACAUAUUGGCUGUCCAAAAUAUUCAAUGACGCAUUGACGGAAAUAACAAUCACACUGGCAUCAACAUAUGUCACUUAUUACAUUGGCGAACAGUUUCUUAAAGUUUCUGGGGUUCUAGCUGUCGUCGUUCUUGGGGUCAUCGUCAGUGCUGAGAAGACAAGUAUCAGUCCGGAGGUUGAGGCCUUUUUACACAGAUUCUGGGAGAUGUUGGCGUACUUAGCGAACACGUUGAUCUUCAUCCUUGUUGGUGUUGUAAUCACAGAACGUGCUCUGGGAGGGAUAACUGGACUGGAUGCAUUUUAUAUGCUCGCUCUCUACUUUGCAAUAACUGUUAUACGAGGAAUCACCAUAGGAUUUUUUAGUCCAAUUCUAGCAAGAAUUGGUUACGGUUUGCCAUGGCGCAAUGGGUUAGUGAUGACAUGGGGAGGCCUCCGUGGAGCAGUUGGCCUUGCGUUGGCGCUCCAAGUUGUACAAGAUUCUAACCUCAACAAUGAACGGAUAGGGAAUAAGGUGUUCUUGCACACAGCAGGGAUCGUAGUAUUAACACUGGCCAUCAAUGCGACAACUAUAUCAGGACUGUUGAAAGUACUAGGGAUGAGUGAUAUUUCUGCGCCUAAAAGGAUGGCAAUGGCUAGUGCAGUGAGACAUCUUGAGGACCGCCAACGUAUCACUCUCAGUAUGUUGAAAACAGAUCGUUUCCUGGCAGACGCAGAUUGGGACAUGGUUGAGAAAAUGGUCAGCGUCCAAGACCCAUAUCACACGCUAGACGAAGAGGCUGAACUGGAAAACCUGACAUAUUUACAAAGAACCAGCACUUGUGAAUAUUGCGAACAUGAAGUUCAGAAUCUUCCAUCACCUGCAGAAUUCAAAGAGAUGGAAAAUGAAGCCAGACUGAGGGUACUCAAAGCACAGAAGAUAGCUUACUGGAAGCAGUUCGAGCACGGAAUGCUGUCUCGCGAGGCCGUUCGUAAAUUGGUUGACGCUGCGGAAACGGCAAGUGAUGUGAUCGGGGCUUUCAUUAACGUAGAAGAACUGAAGAAAACGUGGAAAGUAGGCAGGUUUUAUGCUAACAUCAAACGUCGUCUUGAGAUGUGGAUAAUGAAGAAACCAGAAGAAGAAAUUGUACUACCUGAGAAUAAAGUCAGACGUCGGUGUAAUAUAAUAGCUCGCUCUGAUUGGUUUGAAUAUGCCAUAUUUGCUCUGAUUGGUAUAAACUGCACAGAAGUGAUCAUUGAACUGGUUUUUACAUACUCCAGACCCGAAGCAGUCCAGGUCCCAACAGAGAUCUUCGAUGGGACCAAAACCAUAACAGUGUUAAAGAAUAGUCCAUAUUUUGACUGGUCCACCAGAGUGUGCAACUAUGUGUUCUUAUUGUGCUACAUUGUAGAAGCCGUCAUCAAGACCCUCGGAUAUGGACCACUUGAGUACAUCAAGAGUCACUGGAAUCAGUUUGAUCUGCUUUUGAUCUUCCUCUCUGUGGCGGAUGUAAUCAUUGAACUGACUGUCAACCAGGAUGACGUCUCCAACAUUACCUCUACUACCAACAUAUUCAAAGUAGUUAAGAUCUUCCGAAUUCUGAGGAUCUCUAGGGUGCUGAGAUUAUUCAAGGCAGCAGUACCACAGAUGAUUGGUGUAAUAAACAGGAGGAUCAACAAACAGUUGAGGUUAGGGUAUGAUGUGGGAAAGGGCUACAUAUUCGGCGAAGAGGAAGUUAGGAAAGUCGUGGAUCAGAUGGUGGAUGAUCGCAACAUUGCUAAAGAACUGAAAGUUGUUAUAGAUAAAGGCAGACUCCAAGUUAUAAAGGAGUUGGGUAUGCUGCAGAGAGAGCAUCCGGGUAUAGCUGUAUCGGUAAAGACUGUUCAAGCCAUUAGAACCAUCCUGAAUAACAUGAGGGACUGCAUACAUGAGCAGAAAGGAGAUGGACUGCUUGACGAAGGAGAAGCCGUAAAGCUUGAAAUGAUGGUUGAAGAACGCAUGAAAAGAUUAUUGAGUGCACCAGCGACGAUCCCGCCUCCACUUCCAGAGGAUAUCAUGGGCAAUCUGUCCUGGGUGGCAAAGGACCAAAGACUGCUCGCCUUCCUCAAAGAUUGUGCCGAACUGGUUCAUUACAAUCAUGGCGAAGUGAUCAUGCGUGAGGGCGAAUCAACGAAAGGUGUUUACAUUAUUGUCUCUGGUAUCGUUAGGUUUGAAGGCACAGUGAUAGAUAGAACUGCUGAUAUUACUGAAUCGAAGGACUCUUCUAUAUUCACUCAAAAUGAGAUUUACACGGACUAUAUGACAAUUGGAAACGUCAUCGGAGAAUUGGGCGUACUGUUGGAUCGCCCACGGACUGCCACUGCUACAUCAGAGACAUCCGUGCAGUUGUACUUCAUCAGUGGUAAUGAUAUGAUGCGAGCGUUGAAUCUGUUCUCCCAGCUCGAGUAUAGACUUUGGCGAGUGUGUGCCAUCAGGUUGGCAUGUGGUAUUCUGAUGAAACUCCCAUCAUUCCAGGGUUGGACACAGGAAAAGAUAAAACUUCAUCUAGAGAAGAGUUACUUGGUAGAUCUCCAUGGUGAUCAGAAGUUCAUCAUGGUUGACCCAUCAUUUGCAGACACACUGCUUAUACAAGGUAAAGGUAUAAUCGCUCACUCCAGAGUGGAGGUUGAAGGACCAUGCGUCUUACCAAGGAACACCAACAAACUGAUACUUGUGGAAGAUGAUGAGAUCAGACAUGUCAUUCUGAUCGUUCCCACUGAGAAUGCCCCGUCGAACAAGAUGGUGAACAUUGAAGGAUCUACCACCAGUAUCGUGGGACCAGGGCCACAGAAGACAAGUAACAUGUGUCUGCGCCACUCUUCCAACUACAAGGUAGAACUACAGAGGAAAGUCAGCUUGCACCAAGAAAAGUCCAAAAGUAGAUUGAACCUAGCAAUAAGCCGACAACAAUCCCGAUACCCAAUUCAGACCCACCAGCUAACGUGUAAAGAGAAGCUACCUCCAAUUGGACAAACAGAGGCAUCAACAUUACCCGCAGAACCAUCAACGUUUCCCCAGCAUUCUGGUGUAGACCCUAUCAUACAAAAUCAUGGCCCUGCACCCCUGACAUUAAGCUCAACUGCAGUAGCUCCAGUUGGCGAACAACGGAAACAUUUUGACAUAUAGAUAGGCAAGAGUUUUAUGCCAUACCCCAGGCCAGUAACCAUUGUAAUGAGAUUUUAGACAAUGAAAAACAAAUCUCAAACAGAAGCACCUUCUUAAACCGAUGCUGUAUGCAUGCUUUUUUAUCAAUGGAUAUGUAUGAUACCAAAAUAUUAAAUCUAUUAUGAGAUAAACUCUCACAAAUGAUUACAAGCUGAAAGAAAAAUAACAUAUCUGAUAUGCAUGGAAAACACGCCAUCGCAAAUUAACAGCAGUAGGCUACAUGUAAAAGUAAUACUUGACUGAGAUACCAAUGAUAUAACGGAGUCUCAUGCUCAAACGCAAAAAUGUGUAGUUGAUUCGUGUUUCAAAAACAUUUUAGACUUGAAGAGCUGCAUUAAAAUCACAUUUGGAACAAUUUGAAUUAUCUAAGAAGAAUAUGGAGGAAUGUUGAAAGGAAAUAUCUGAUCCACCGUGGUCCUCUGUGCUUCUGUACAUGACUGUAAAUUCAUAAAAUACAAAACAAUACUAAUAUCAUAGGCACUAGGUCGAAAGAAAAUGGCAUUGAGAAAUUACAAAUUGAAAGACUAGGCUACUUCUUUUUCAAUUGACCUUGUCCCUAACCACGCGGUGCCAACUUCGACCAUUUAUUGUUUGAAAAUCAACGUUUGUGACUCUCAUACUGCUCCGUUUUUCUUUAAACUUGUUCCAUUAAAAGCAAAACAAAAAUGCCUUUCUGUUUGUACAUUAUACUGUUAUC